UGGAGAGUCAGCUUCCUUGUCUCUGCUUCCCUGCUCCGCAGAAGCCCCAAGCACAGAGAAUUCCUGCCAAGAAGUUGAGGGGAUCUGGCACCCUGCCAGGGCCAACGUAGUAAGAAAUUUCCAGAGAAAAUGCUCCCCCUGGUGAGGACCAUGUUCCUGUUUCCAUCGCUCCCUCUGCUUCUCCUGAGCAUGGUGACAGCAUCUUGCUCAGAAACAGGAUGCUGUGAGAACGACCAAAAGACCUGCCCUGUGAUUGCCUGUGGUUCUCCAGGCCUCAACGGCUUACCAGGCAGAGAUGGGAGUGUUGGCGCCAAGGGAGAAAAGGGAGAACCAGGCCAAGGGCUCAGAGGCUUGCAGGGCCCUCCUGGAAAACUGGGGCCUCCAGGAAGCCCAGGACCCCGUGGGUUACCAGGAGUACAGGGCCAAAAAGGAGACAAUGGAGAAUGUCCAGAUCAUGAUCAGAACCUAGCUGCUUCAGAAAGAGCAGCUCUGCGAGCAGAUUUGGACCGUAUCAAAAAGUGGAUGAUCUUCUCUCUGGGCAAAAAUGUUGGGCAGAAGGUCUUCUUUACCAAUGGUGAAAAGAUGUCCUUCGACAAAGUGAAGGCUCUGUGCACCCACUUCCAAGGCUCUGUGGCCACCCCCAGGAAUGCUGAAGAGGACAAGGCCAUCCAGGAGGUAGCCAAGGGAGACACCUUCCUGGGCAUCACAGAUGUGAAGACUGAAGGCCAGUUUGUCGAUCUGACAGGAAGUGCGCUGACCUAUGAAAAUUGGGGCAGCGGUGAGCCCAACGAUGCUAACUCUGGGGAAGACUGUGUGAUGCUCCGGACGGAUGCCAAGUGGAAUGACGUCUCCUGCUCCGUCUCCCUUUUGGCAGUCUGCGAGUUCCCUGUUAAUUAA
Messenger RNA from Equus quagga, 897 nucleotides. It is a transcript of the gene MBL2, whose product is annotated as mannose binding lectin 2. Gene Ontology annotation, biological process: positive regulation of phagocytosis; surfactant homeostasis. The record is from RefSeq and is a predicted model, not a curated record. NCBI's taxonomy places the organism in Eukaryota, Metazoa, Chordata, Mammalia, Perissodactyla, Equidae. The coding region runs from base 130 to 897 and encodes 255 amino acids. The transcript has 6 exons. Gene Ontology annotation, cellular component: multivesicular body; rough endoplasmic reticulum.